Messenger RNA from Rubroshorea leprosula, 1247 nucleotides. The record is from the annotation of a GenBank genome assembly. Lineage: Eukaryota; Viridiplantae; Streptophyta; Magnoliopsida; Malvales; Dipterocarpaceae.
GUCCCCUUCCCUUCCAUCGUUUCCCUCUGAUUCCUCUCUGUUUCUCCCCUGCGUUUUCCCUCUUCUCUUCAAACCUCCGGGAGAAGAAGAGGCGAUUUCUGGAAAAUGUCGAAUUCGCAUAGUGAUACCGUACCGCUGCACGCUUCGUCCCAAUCGGACAUUGACGAGAUCGAGAACCUAAUCAACGUGAGUGUGCAGUCAGGUCCGGCGACCGUCCUCCCCGCCAGGCCUCCGAGCCCGCCCAGGGCUUCCAUCCCAGUUUCCUCCACCCCCUUCAUUCAGUCCAACAUCCCCCCGCCUACUUCCGCUUCAUCCAAUCAGAAGGUGCCGCCUGUCUCUGCCGCCCCUCCUCCGCCAAUUAACAACUCUACUAGGCCGAAUAUUGGGGUCAGCGGGUUUGGGCCAUCGCCUAAUACGCUCACAGAGCCUGUAUGGGACACUGUCAAAAGAGAUCUGUCGAGGAUUGUCAACAAUUUGAAGCUCGUAGUGUUUCCAAACCCGUACAGAGAGGAUCCUGGAAAGGCGUUGAGGGAUUGGGAUCUUUGGGGUCCCUUUUUCUUUAUUGUGUUCUUGGGGCUCACUCUUUCUUGGUCUGCUUCUGUGAAGAAGUCCGAGGUAUUUGCUGUUGCCUUUGCACUGCUUGCAGCUGGUGCUGUGAUCUUGACAUUGAAUGUUCUGCUACUGGGUGGACACAUAAUUUUCUUCCAGAGUCUAAGUCUUCUAGGUUAUUGUCUAUUUCCUCUGGACAUUGGAGCCCUGAUCUGCAUGUUGAAGGACAAUUGGGUAAUCAAAUUGGUUGUGGUCUGUGUGACAUUGGCCUGGAGCUCUUGGGCUGCCUAUCCUUUCAUGAGUUCAGCUGUCAACCCAAGGAGAAAAGCCCUUGCUCUCUACCCUGUUUUUCUCAUGUACGUAUCUGUUGGUUUUCUCAUCGUUGCCAUUGAUUAAUAUAUCAAUGGAUUCCAUCCCAUGCUACCGUAUUUUUUGACCUGACUCAAAUCAUUGGGAGUUCAGUUUAACCUGCCGAUAUUAUAUGCCAGUUGUAUGAAACCUUUAUAUGCAGUUAAGUGAUACUACUUGUGUUACACCUUUAUUAGAUAUCAAGUUAGGGCUUUUUUGAUUUUCUUUUCUUGAACUUUUUUUAUGACCUCUGCACUGUAAACCAUACAUGAUUCAAGUUGAAUGCAAUGCUCUCAUUUAUGUUUUCAUGAACUUGAAUCUAUAUCUGGUAAUAAUAAUAUGCCUCCAUC